AUGUCAAAGUACUUGGUGUUUGUUUACAUUCAGUGGAUUGCCGGCAUUAAAAACAGUUUGAAGCGCAUAAAUUCGUAGAAUUUCCGUAUUGAAAUGGCUGGAGAAGUGCUAGUGGAUGCUCUGCCGUAUAUAGAUCUUGGAUAUGAUGAUCCAGGAGUGCGUGAAGCGGCCAUUGCCAUGGUGGAGGAAGAAUGCCGCCGGUAUCGUCCCACCAAAAACUACCUCGAGCACCUGCCAGCGCUCAGCACGUCCGCUUUCGAGACGGAUCUAAUGACCACCGAGUUUGAACGCAUUCAGAACCGCCUACCGAUGGAACCGGUUUCCAUGAAACGCUACGAACUGCCCCCUCCUCCGGCAGGAAAAAUGUCCGAAGUAUCGGCGUGGAUGGAGAGUGUGGAAAAUUCGAUGGCCCAGCUGGAACAUCAAGCAGUUCGAGCGUUGAACCUCGAGCUUAUGCAGGAGUAUGGCUGCGAAAUGUGGAAGUCCUAUCUGGAAGUGCUAACGGCGAUGCAGGCAAAGGCCCAAGCCAGGCUCGAAGCGGUCAAAAAGGAAAUACAGGACGUCAACUGGAAGCGGAAAUCGAAACAGACCAAGGGUGGCGAAAAGCUCCGUUCGCUGGAGGCCCAGUGGGUCAUGCUGGUAUCAAAGAAUUACGAAAUCGAGCAGGCGUGCUCCAAGUUGGAAGAGAAAAUUUACCAGAAGAAAACUGAUAAAGGCAUGGUGAAUAACAGCAGUGGAGAAAACAUUAACAAUGAAAACCUAUCAGCAUAAACAAUAAAAAGCCUUUUU
This is a messenger RNA of Culex quinquefasciatus (southern house mosquito), 789 nucleotides long. It is a transcript of the gene BCAS2, whose product is annotated as pre-mRNA-splicing factor SPF27. The coding region runs from base 94 to 771 and encodes 225 amino acids. The transcript is spliced from 3 exons. Lineage: Eukaryota; Metazoa; Arthropoda; Insecta; Diptera; Culicidae. Gene Ontology annotation, biological process: mRNA processing. The record is from RefSeq and is a predicted model, not a curated record. Gene Ontology annotation, cellular component: Prp19 complex; catalytic step 2 spliceosome; precatalytic spliceosome.